Messenger RNA from Cherax quadricarinatus, 1191 nucleotides. The record is from RefSeq and is a predicted model, not a curated record. Lineage: Eukaryota; Metazoa; Arthropoda; Malacostraca; Decapoda; Parastacidae.
CAUUCACAUCAGGAAAACUCUGUCUCCUCCCAGCAGUGUUUACUAGUGCUUCUAGCAGUGAACAGUGUCCAACAGUGCUUCUAGCGGUGAUACACGGUGUCUAACAGUGUUUCUAGCAGUGAUUAACAGUGUUUAACAGUGCCUCUAGGGUUAAGCAGACUUUUUAUCAACUUUGAGUGCCUCUGAUAGUUAGCGGCAGUGCCGUGGUCAGUGACCUAGCGCAGCAGUGCCGUGGUCAGUGACCUAGUGCAGCAGUGCCGUGGUCAGUGACCUAGCGCAGCAGUGCCGUGGUCAGUGACCUAGCGCAGCAGUGCCGUGGUCAGUGACCUAGUGCAGCAGUGCCGUGGUCAGUGACCUAGCGCAGCAGUGCCGUGGUCAGUGACCUAGCGCAGCAGUGCCGUGGUCAGUGACCUAGCGCAGCAGUGCCGUGGUCAGUGACCUAGCGCAGCAGUGCCGUGGUCAGUGACCUAGUGCAGCAGUGCCGUGGUCAGUGACCUAGCGCAGCAGUGCCGUGGUCAGUGACCUAGCGCAGCAGUGCCGUGGUCAGUGACCUAGCGCAGCAGUGCCGUGGUCAGUGACCUAGCGCAGCAGUGCCGUGGUCAGUGACCUAGCGCAGUAUCUACGCAUCACUGCGUAAUUUAACGCAGAAAUGUCCAGCUCUGAGUGUUAGGUUGUGAGUCUGAUUGUACUCCCCAUGAUGCAUAACUCACCCACCCCUGCUGAUCAGGCGCUGCUGGAGGCGGUGAGGGAGGGUGAUGAAGAUGCUGCCUUGAGAGCCCUUGGCACUGGUGCCAGCAUCAACACUCUCCUGCCAGAGUGGGACCCCAUCAUGCCGUUUGCCUCACUCCUGAUCCUGGCCUCUGAGAGGAACAGUCCCAGCAUGAUACGCCUCUUGCUGGCCGCUGGUCAUCACGUGGACAAUAGAGGACAGUUCCAGUACACACCACUGCAGUGUGCCAUCCACCUUGGUCACAACAACUGUGUCAAGGAACUGCUUGCUGCCGGUCCUCACCUGGAAGCAACAGAUCAAGGUGGUAAGAUCUCUAUUUACCUGCUUAGCAUGGGCCAGUAGGCCUGAUGCAGUGCUCCUUCUCAUGUUCUCCCCAACCAGCAAACCAGAUGCUAAGGGUCGGACAAUGGGGCCCCAGUGUCAGACCAGUAUCCAGGUUCAGCCAAUAAGAAGGUGGAUCU